CCAUAGAGAUAUACAUCUCUAUGGUUGACACCGACAUACGCAACGCCCGGAUAACCUGACCCAAGCAACACUCACGCACUUUACCCUCGUUGGGGACAGACGUGUGAAUGCGUGUGCAAGAUAACAGCUUCGAGACAAGUGUUUGUCUAUUGGAGACCUUGGUGUUCAACAGAUCCUGCAGUGGAUUUUAUACUGUUAUGGCUGUUCUCUCCAAUAUUGUCUUCCUGUUGGUCAAACUCAGAACAGUUAUUAUCGCGGGACUUGGCGCUCUGUUAACAGCAGUACUUGCCACUGGAUUACGAGGGGACUGGUUACUUCUUUACGUCCAAAUCAAGGGACUUUGGCAGGGGGAUUCGACAUGGAGACCGAUCUCCACUCAACACACGUCCUUCGACGUCGACAACUCAACUGAUCAUGAUUUCGGAAGCCAUGGGAAAUACCUAAAGGGCUUAGGAUUUUACCUCCUUCAAUCUUUUACUGGGGCUUUCCUCAUCUUUUAUGGAGUUGGUGGAUACUUGAAAUGGUACUACUACAUACAACGCCGUGAGAGGGCAGCAGACUGGAAAUGCCAACCGGAUCGGUUUUUAAAACCGGAAGAUGACCGGUUGGAAUUUUGGUUAGGAUCUCUGAACAUGGCAAUCGGGUCUCUUUUAUCGGGCAUCCUAGUGACGUACAUUAUGAAUGGAGGGGAAACAAAACUCUAUUACAGCAUCAAAGACUACGGGUGGGGCUACUUCAUUGCCUCCAUCCCAAUCACCUACCUCUACAACGAAGCAUCUUUUUACUAUUCUCAUCGUUUGAUGCAUUUCCCAGUCUUUUACCGUCGAUAUCACAAGCUUCAUCAUCGUUUCAAGGCUCCAACCCCCUGGUCAGCCGCUGCCAUGCAUCCAUAUGAAUUCAUCAUCUUCCAAGUUUUCCUCGAGAUACCGAUCGUACUGGUUCCAUUACAUGCAGGAGUUUUUCUGUUCUGGUUGAUCUACGGAUAUUACUACGGCAUCCUAUCACACUCUGGGAUUGAUCUGCAUUCAAUGCUACCAUGGCAACCAAGCACAAUGUUCCACGACGAUCACCAUAAGUACUUCCAUUGUAAUUUUGGCGUGAAUACGAUGCUCUUCGAUAAGCUUCAUGGGACGAUCAGGAAAGACGACAGAUUUUACUCAGAAACAACCUUCGGAGGGAAGGGCGCCCCCAUCAAACGAACUCCAGUUACAGGAUUCAAGGAUCUAAAUAAAGACAAGUAGCUACACAGUGACGGACAUCACUAGCGAAAACCACGUGGGAUAGAGCACACACAUCCCCGUAACACUUUUGUCACUGUUACGAUACUGCAACAAAUAACAAUGAAAAUUUAGUUUUAAAUUUGAUUUCCUUUUUUGUUUAUUACAGGAAAUACAUGUUAAUCAAUCAACAAAGUUAAAACAAAAUAUCUUACAUCUCUUGAAGUGCUGAUUAUAAUCCAAAGUUAUGAUCCAGAUAAAAUCCAAGUUGGCUGGCGAAAAUUGCUUAAAGUUCACAAUGAUGGCGAUGAUGAAACUGAUGUUGAAGUACAAUACAAGAGUCACUGUAACGAGUUGAAAUGUCCGUGAAGACGAUGUUGAUGAUGAUUAACAGUCAAUUUCAGCAAUCCAUAGGUUGAAAAGCGUUCAUUAAAACAGGUUGUUGAUCUCGAUGAGAACUGAGAAUUCCUCUCAAAAUAACUGUAAACAGUCAGCUUAUAUACAAAUUAUUCACUAUUCUGGAAGCUUCUAGUAUUGUCUACAAAAAGAACAUUCUCCUUCUUUCUGGAGCAAUCAAAUUCUAGAAGACUCUUGAAUGACCUCAGUGAAAUUAACAAUUGUAAACAUAGCUAAUCCUAUUGUUCAUUUCCUCUACCACUGGGAAUCUUAUUGUGUAGCAAUCUCUAUUCAGAAAUAACAGAGUACUAAAAGAUUACUCAUGUCUAACAAAGCUUUACUGAGACAUUCUGGAAUAUUCUUAAUCAUUCCAUGCUAUGAAUAUCCUGAAAGAGGAAAUAACUAAAUAAAUGAA
Messenger RNA from Lytechinus pictus (painted urchin), 2028 nucleotides. RefSeq lists its product as uncharacterized. NCBI's taxonomy places the organism in Eukaryota, Metazoa, Echinodermata, Echinoidea, Temnopleuroida, Toxopneustidae. The coding region runs from base 108 to 1241 and encodes 377 amino acids. The record is from RefSeq and is a predicted model, not a curated record. Gene Ontology annotation, cellular component: membrane. The transcript is spliced from 8 exons. Gene Ontology annotation, molecular function: C-5 sterol desaturase activity; iron ion binding.